Naumovozyma castellii is the source of this 6381-nucleotide messenger RNA. It is a transcript of the gene BEM2, whose product is annotated as GTPase-activating protein BEM2. The transcript has a single exon. Lineage: Eukaryota; Fungi; Ascomycota; Saccharomycetes; Saccharomycetales; Saccharomycetaceae. The record is from RefSeq and is a predicted model, not a curated record. Bases 1 to 6381 code for a protein of 2126 amino acids.
AUGAAGAGUCUACUCUGGUCUUCCAGGAGUAGGAAAAGCUCCAAUGCUUCUAAGACAGGUGCUAGCACAUCAAAUGCAAAUACAAAGACGGGCUCAACACAAUCUUUACCAAUGACGAAUUCUACCUCAUCGUUAUCUGGUACGCCGCCAUCAACACAUAAUCUAUCACAGUAUUUACAUAAGCAACAUCGUCAUCCGUCUCAUCACACGCACCGCACUAAAUCUCGUCACAACUCAGAAUCGAAUCUUUCCAUGGACAAUUCUGAUGAUCCAAGUACUAAGAGGAAGGGAUCUGUUGUGUCUUCUCUUUCACAUACAAGACAUAGUAGUGUCUACCCAUCUGAGCAACAUUCCAAAUCAACAAGAAGUAUAAAUUCCACUCUACGUGAAGAUUCAGCAUCUAUUCUAUCAGAGGAUAUAUCGAGUAUUCCUAGUCAUAAAUCAACGACAGAUGAAAUACAAUCUAGCUCGAAGACUAGCCAGAAUUUGAGACCCAGUUCGUUUUCACCUAUAAGAAAUUCUGUGAUUCCUGAUCUUUCUUCCCCAAUGAAUAAGAAUAUAAGCAUGACAAAUAGUUCUUUAGAUUCAGAUCCCACUUUGAAUGUCUCCACUAAAAACGUUGUUCAUUUGAAUAGUGAAAAUUAUGAUAAUACCGUCUUUAAAGUUGGAUGGGUUAACAAAUCACAUGGGAAAAUUGUCAAGAACCCCAGCGCAAGAUCAGACAGUAAUAGUAAUAAAUCAAUUAAUAGAGAAAGCCGAUUCUACGAUUCUUCAUCAAUAAGCGAGAGCAUACAGGAAAAUAAGGAAUUCAAUGAUUCAAACAGAAGGGCUAGUGUUAUAUCUGAAUCACAAAUGGUUGUACCUGAUUAUAGACUUUAUAGGGCACAAUUGAAAGGUUGUAUCCUAAGUUUAUAUAGAAGUGGCGUAAGUAGCAGCAUAAAAUACUUCGAUCCUACUUUACCAUCACCGACAGAUAUGUCUGAUAAUCAUUUGAGUGAUGAUUCUCCUUCAUCGACGAGACAAUCAUCGCAUGAAGAAAACACUAAAUCUAUACCGAAAAAUAUUUCAAAGACGCCCGUUCAAUUAUCUUAUUUAAGUGAGGUUUACCCUCAUCCUGAUUUGAAACUGAACUCAGAUGGUCAUAUUAUCGGUGGUACUGUUGAAAGUAUAUGCCACUCGAUAUUAUUUUCCAAGAUUGACACAGGAACCAUAAAAUCUGAUGAUCCAAAUAAGCAUAGUUUAAAGGUUCAAAAAAAUAUAAUAAAUCUAUUACUAAUCCUUCCUCUUUUGAAUCAUUUUAUUAAAUUCUUACUGGUCUUUAAUCAAUAUGGAUUAACGUUUACAAGGCAUAGCUCAAAAUUAACAAACUAUUCCUCCCAAUUCCAUAAUGUUUCCCCUAAAGUAGAUGACACAUUAACAGAGAGGUUAGCCUUAGUAGUGAAAACUGUAUUGGAUGUGUUUCCUGGGUUCCUUUUGGAUGACCAAAUAAUUCAAACAACAAUUGCAUUACUUGAAACUAUUUCCUUACAUGAUGAUGAAAUAUCAAAUACAUUGAAAAUUGCAUUAGCAAAUAAACAUAAUGAAUUAAACAAAUUAACAUCAUUCAGCAAGAUGCCAACAGCUGGGAUCCGUUCCACAAAUAAUACUAUUCCAUCAAUAACUGACAAAAAUAUAACAUUAAAUGCCAUAUUGAGAGUUGAUAAAUUCCUUGAUACCGAUAUUAAGACUUUUGCAAGUGAUAUUCAUCAAAUUAAUUUAACAUUUGACAAGAUUUGGGCCCCAAGAUUUGAUUAUUCUUUACUUUAUGAUUCCAAAUAUAUUGAUAGCAGCAUAACAGCAUUAAAUCCACUCGUGUUUAAUAACGAUAAAAACCUGCAUUUCAUAGGCCGAUUGCUCAUAUGCCAUUUAUUCCCAUCCAAUCAAAAGACUUUAAACGCUGAAUUAUCAGCCAAGAUAUUAACGAAAUGGGUACAAAUUGGUUGUCGUUUUGAACAAUUGGGUGAUAUGGUAUCAUGGCUAGCAUUAGCCACAAUUAUUUGUUCCAUUCCAAUACUGCGGCUAUCAUCCGCGUGGCAAUAUGUACCUGAAUCAAUACUGAGAGUCAUUUUCAAAGAAUGGAUCCCUACAAUUGUUCAAUUAGAUAGAAGGCACAUGUCUUCCAAAUCUACAAGUAGUGUAUUCAUUUUAGCACCUCCAAAUUUAGAUGAUCCAUAUAUUCGUUCUAAUGUCAUAUCCUACUUUGGUGAUUUAAUUAUACAUGGAGAUGAUUUGCCAUCAGAUACAAAAUUCAAAUAUUUGGAGAAAAAAAUAAAUCGUACCAAGAAUGCAUUCCAUAAAUGGCAACAAAGAUUGCAAGCGGUGAAUAAUUCUAAAAGUGAGAACUCAAAACUAAAAAGUGGUGAAAAUCAAAACGUUACAACCAUUGAUAGUCCUAUUUACCAAUUUUGGAAAUACCACCUCUCACAACCAGCUCUAAAUAUCAAGAAUUUGAUGGAUCUAAGUUUAAAGUUUGAGCCACCAACAGUGGACCCAAAAAUAUAUGCUACCGUCGGUUCACAAAGAAGUUCAUUGUUGAGUGGUAGUUAUUUACCCAUAUUAUUCAAUGAAUUAUUUCCAAGCUAUUCUCUAUUUCCAAAAAAAUCGUUAAUUGGCGCAGCCGGUGCUUCCACACCGAAGGCUCCACCUCCAAGAUCGUCCGCUCGUUUAUCCAAAAUUACAACAAUUAGCGAGCCAAUGCCCAUUAUAUCCAAUUCUCCAAGAUUAACCACUUCUCAAGAUUUAGAUGAUAAGAAAAUUACAGGUAUUGGCGAUAUAGAUGGUCCCGUAGUUAAAGAAAUGUCAUGCAAACAAUCGAACAAACAAAUCUUAAUGAAAUCCAUUAGAGAUGUAUUGAAUAUUGAUAUGGAUCUCUUUCAUAUAUCUGAGGAUCUGGUCUUUAAAUCUAUUUACGAUUUGGAUGGCAAAUCUAGACCUGUGAGUAUGGUAAUUGAAACACCUAAAAGAUUCUCGCAACAGUCAACUACUCUAUUGUUUCCAAAUACUGGCUCAAACCCAACUUCAAAGGAUUCGACAGAUAGGUUGAGUAAAUCGUUAGAGUCGAUGGAUUUUUUCAGUAAUAUUGGGAAAGUGUCAGAAACAUUUAAAGAAUCAGUUGUGCAUGUAGUCUUAAAGUCAUCUUCAUUGGACAGAAUAUUUGAUCUGUUAGUCCUUACUGCAAAUGUUUUUUCUAAGUUAAUAGAUACCAAGGAUUUGGAAAACUAUUAUUACAGAGAGAUGCAAAGGCAACCCCGUAGCAAUAACGGCGAGACAAACGAGCGGAAUGCAGGUUUACUAGAUUAUGCAUUUGUGAAGCUUACAAUGGAUUCAGAAACAUUUACAGAAACAUUUUUCAACACAUAUAAAAGUUUUACGACCACUGUAGAUGUUUUAGCUAGCUUGGCAAAGAGAUACAUUGGUGCCAAGAGCUGUGCUUAUUCCAUUGAACAAAUAGUGGACACUCAUAGUGAAAAUAAGACGAAUAAUGAAUAUACGUUAGGAUCAUCUCUUUUGGACAGCGAGUUUCCAGUUUGGGAUAAUAAAGUCCAAGAUGAUGCAAAUAUCAAUCUAAUAUAUAUGGCUAAGAUUCAAAUUGGGGCAGCUGAGGCCAUUUUUCAUUUAAUAAAGAAUCAUUAUGCUGAUUUCACCGAUGAUCUAACAUGCAAUACGACUUUUUUGGAUAUCCUCAAGAUUAUGGAACAGGAAGUGACGAUAGAAUGGCCAACAAAGGUGUCAGAGUUGAAAUCAUCCACCGAGUCUUCCGAAGAGCAAAUUGCAGAAAUUGAGUUACACGUUAAAACUUUGUUGAAUCUGUUUGAGGGGAUCAAAUCAUCAUAUCAAAAGCAGGUGUACCGUCCGACAGGUGUAAGUAAAAUCCAGAGAAAGGUUAUAGAUGAAUUGAAAGCAUUUAAUAAUAUAUCUCUUACAGAAUUCAGUAAAACAUUGAAGAGCUCUGAGUUGAAUGAUUCAAUGGUUGCUGACUUCCAAAAAUUGAAAUAUAAUGACUACACUGGAAUCAUGGAAUGGGUUUAUCUUCUUGAUAAGAUAAUUGCAGAAAAAUUAAAACUAGUGACCAAACAUGAAUGGUUUAUCGUCAUUCAGGAAUUAGAGCUUGUCUCCCAUAAAUCUCUUGUUGCAUUUUUCUCCUAUCCAUCCCAUGUUACUUAUAAUAAUCAGAUGAAAGCUGGAUCUUUCCAAUUGAAAGACUUGGAAAUUCAAAGUCUCUUCACGUGGAUUUCGACUUUGACUUUGGACGGCGCAGAUGCUAAUGAUGUAUUGCUUAUGGAAAAAUUACCAAAAUCGGUGCAACUCGUGAUUAAGUUACACAACUCACUUUCAACUUUCUUUGUAACAGAAAUUGCCAGUUUAGAAAAAACAUAUAGAGAGCGUUUACAAACAUGUUCAACUAUAUUGCAAAUUUUAAAUUAUGCUCGUUGGAAAAAUGGCUUUCUUGAUUUAUUCCAAUCUACUCCUGCUGAGGAAAAUGAUUCGAUAUGUCCCCAUAUACCAUCAUUUAUUGAAACCGCUCUAUCUGAAGCCAUAAUGACCCCAGAGUCCAGAUACUUUGAGCAUUCCUGGAAAAUGGCGCAUAGUAUGCUCUGUGCACCUCAUUCUAAUCCAACCUUGAGAAAUGUUACAGAAAUAUUGGAAAACAUAGAUGUCAAACAUCUCAAAUCAUUUGUUGAGCUUGACAGCUCAUUUCUUUCCACAAGAAAAAAUCUCUCUCCAUGUAUAGGAUGGUUUAUUUCCAGACUUCAAGAAAUAUCACAAUUUGUUCCUAAUAUGAGUAUUAGUAAUUCCAAGUUGAUUAACUUUGAUAAAAGAAGAUUUACUAAUAAUAUAAUUGCGAAUGUACUUGAUUUGAUACCGUAUACUGACGGUAAAGAUUUGGAAGUUAAUUUUGGAAAAUCAUUAUUCAAUAAUUACGAAGAUAUAAAUAAAAGCUUCAGAAAGCAUGCUAAGAUCAUCGCGGCUACAGAAUCCAAAAUGAUAAAAUAUCAAGAGGUUGGACUAUUUAAUGAGCUUUUAGUACAGGAGGUUGAGAAAGUUAAAAGAGAACAAAGAAAACUUGAACUUCUUUGUAUUCAAGAGCGUGACACCAAACAUUCAGCUAUUUUACAACAAGUAAUCAAUCGGAAGAACAGAGAUUCAAUCAUAAUCCCAAGUUCACAGAAUAAUUCACAUUUGACAAACUCUUCGACAACAUCACUAAUAUCACAUUCGUCAUCAACUUCAUCGCAUGUAGGUGCCACGUCAAAUAGGAACAAGAGGGUAUCAACCGCAUCGCUGAAUCCCAGGGCGUCAGUGGUACCUACUUCAAAUCAUAAUGGUGUUGGAAAGAAAAUUGGUGGAUUUUUCAGAAGACCAUUUUCCAUUGGAGGAUUUAAUUCAUCUGGUUCAAACUACUCUUUAAAUAACAUCUUGCAACAAGAAGUUCAAAGCAACAAAUCCAUUGUACCUUCGCUCUUACCGGUUAUAGAGUCCAAUGGUUUACAGGAUGUGAAGCCGGUCUUGAGCAUUAAGACGUUUGAAAUUAAAUCAAUUGUAGAAAUAAUGAAUCACCGAAAGAUUCCAGCGUAUUAUUAUUCAUUUAAGAUAAUAAUGCAAGAUGGAUCGGACCAUACUAUUCAAGCAGUAAGUGCAACCGAUUCAAAUGAAUGGAUCAAAAUGAUCAAAGCCUCCAAGAGGUACUCGUUUCAUUCUAAGAAAUUUAAGGGGAAAACACACAAUAAGAUAUUUGGAGUUCCAUUAGAAGAUGUCUGUGAACGUGAAGGAACUGUUAUUCCCACCAUUGUCGUGAAAAUUUUAGAAGAGAUCGAAUUACGUGGCCUUGAUGAAGUUGGUCUUUAUAGAAUUCCCGGAUCUGUUGGGAGUAUAAAUGCUCUAAAGAAUGCUUUCGAUGAAGAGGGUGCUGUUAACAAUACUUUUACUUUGGAAGAUGACAGAUGGUUCGAAGUGAACGCCAUUGCUGGCUGUUUUAAAAUGUAUUUACGAGAGUUGCCUGAUUCUUUAUUUUCUAAUGAAAAGGUUAAAGACUUUACUAAUUUAGCUCUGAGGUUUAAGGCAGGUGAAUUAGAUGUUGAGCAAUACAGAGGCGAAAUGACACAACUUCUAAAUAUGUUACCUGUCUGCUAUUAUCAAACUAUGAAGAGGAUUAUUCAUCAUUUAAACAAGGUACACCAACACGUGAACAAUAACAGGAUGGAUGCAUCUAAUCUUGCCAUUGUAUUUUCAAUGAGUUUUAUUGAUCAAGAAGAUUUGGCUAAUAGUAUGGGAUCCACAUUAGGUGCCAUUCAGACAAUCUUACAACACUUUAUUAAGAAUCCUGGUGAUUUCUUUAUUUAA